CACACACACACACACACCCCUGCCCCUCUCUCUCUCUCUCUCUCUCUCUCUCUGUGUUUUCUAUUUUCUCCUGUGUUUCUGCAGCUGCCGCCUGUCCGUCACGCUGACUGUUGGCAGAAGGUCGCUGGCUUAAAGCCCUCAGCCUUCUUCUCACCCCCAGUCAGCCAUGAAGCUUCAGGGCGCAGCACUGAGCACCCUGUUCCUGCUCGCUCUGCUCUCGUCUGAGUGCUGGGGCAGGAAUGAGGAGGAGCGUCUGAUCAACUACCUGAUAAAAGAGAAAGGAUACAACAAAGAGCUUCGUCCCGUGGAGAAGCAGCAGGAAGCCGUCGAUGUUUACCUCGCACUCACACUCUCUAACCUCAUCUCUCUGAAAGAAGUCGACGAGACUCUGCUGACCAACGUAUGGAUAGAUCAUACUUGGACGGACUACCGGCUGUCGUGGAAUACGACAGAGUUUGACGGUAUCGAGAUGCUUCGUCUGCCGACCAACAUGGUUUGGCUGCCGGAGAUUGUGUUGGAAAACAAUAACGACGCCCAGUUCCAGGUGGCCUACUACAGUAACGUACUGGUGGACUCUACAGGUCUCUGCUACUGGUUACCUCCCGCCAUCUUCCGCUCCUCUUGCUCCAUCAACGUCAACUACUUCCCCUUCGACUGGCAGAACUGCACGCUUAAAUUCACCUCUCUGACUUACAACGCCAAAGAGAUCAGGAUGCUGCUGAAGGAAGAAGCAGACGAAACCAGCAAAUGGACGGUGGAGUGGAUCAUCACGGACCCUGCUAGCUUUACGGAGAAUGGUGAGUGGGAGAUCAUCCACCGACCAGCGAAGAGAAACACCUACAAGCACAUUCCCAUGGAGAGCAACAAGCACCAGGACAUCACCUUCUACCUGAUCAUCAAACGCAAACCUCUCUUCUACAUCGUCAACAUCAUCAUUCCCUGUGUGCUCAUCUCCUUCCUGGCCUCGCUCGUCUACUACCUGCCCGCUGACAGUGGUGAGAAGAUGACUUUGUCCAUCUCGGUGCUGCUGGCUCAGUCUGUCUUCCUGCUGCUGAUCUCUCAAAGGCUGCCGGAGACUUCUAUGUCUGUUCCACUUAUUGUCAAAUAUUUGAUGUUCAUCAUGGUGUUGGUGACCAUCGUGGUGCUGAACUGUGUGGUUGUCCUGAACCUGCACUUCAGGACCCCGAGCACACACGUCAUGUCAGACUGGACCAAGAAGUUCUUCCUCGAGCGGCUGCCCCGCAUCCUGCGUAUGUCCCAGCCCUCGGAGCCGGAGCCUUACUGGGACGGAGCGUUGCCACGGCGAUCCAGCUCGGUGGGCUACAUCGCCUCGGCGGAGGAGUACUACAGCGUCAAGUCCCGCAGUGAGCUGAUGUUUGAGAAACAGUCGGAGAGGCACGGACUGACGGCACGAGCCACGCACGCAGCAAUCGUAAAGCCGCAGGAGGACGGGGGCGUGACCGAUCAGCUGUACGCGGAGAUCAAGCCGGCUGUGGACGGUGCGAACUACAUCAUCAAGCACAUGCGCAACAAGAACGACUACAACGAGGAGAAGGACAACUGGAGCGGCAUCGCUCGCACGGUGGACCGCCUCUGUCUCUUCCUGGUUACCCCGGUGAUGACCAUCGGCACCAUCAUCAUCUUCCUGAUGGGGAUCUGUAACCACCCGCCUCACCUGCCCUUCAAAGGAGACCCGCACGACUACAGGGAGGAAAACCAACGGCUGCUGUGACACGCACGCACACACGCACACUCACUCACAAACAAUCACACACACACGCACACGCACACACACACACACACACACUCACUCACUCACUCACUCACUCUCACACAGACACUCACUCUCACACACACACGCGCACACACACACACGCACACAUGCACACACACACACACGCACACACGCACGCACACACACACACACACACACUCACUCACUUACUCACUCACACACACUCGCACUCACAUGCACACACACGCACUCACUCACUCACUCACUCGCACUCUCACUCGCACACGCGCACACACACACACACACACACACACACACACAACACACUCUCUCUCUCUCUCUCUUACACUGCUUUGUUGCUUUUUAAUUAUUUUUGUUUGACAACCAGGUACAUGGAUGUGUGUUUUUUCUUCCCUUGAAUUUGAAGUGAAUGACUAUAAUAUAUAAUUAAUGCUUUUAAAUUAUAUUUGUGUGGUUUGAAUAAACAUUUAAACUCCGCAGA
This is a messenger RNA of Etheostoma spectabile (orangethroat darter), 2237 nucleotides long. It is a transcript of the gene chrnd, whose product is annotated as cholinergic receptor, nicotinic, delta (muscle). Gene Ontology annotation, molecular function: acetylcholine-gated monoatomic cation-selective channel activity; transmembrane signaling receptor activity. The transcript has 12 exons. The record is from RefSeq and is a predicted model, not a curated record. Gene Ontology annotation, biological process: monoatomic ion transmembrane transport. The coding region runs from base 167 to 1732 and encodes 521 amino acids. Gene Ontology annotation, cellular component: postsynaptic membrane. Lineage: Eukaryota; Metazoa; Chordata; Actinopteri; Perciformes; Percidae.